CGUUGUUGUCUCCAUUAUAACGGUUUAAUACGAAUAAAGACUCGGGUUCGGCUGUGGUCGAAGCCCGCGGGCGUCCCGCUGCUUGGCCCGUGUUUACCCCGGUGGCGGCUCGCUAGCCUCAUCGGGCUAACGAGCAGUUGGCGUUAGCCUAGCGAACCGAGAGCUAGCUGUCUUCCUGUUCAAUCUGCAGACACGAGAUGAACAUGGAGGACAACAACGACGCGUCCCGGGCAUAGGCACUAGAAUCCCGGCUUCUAUCUCAUCCAACACGGGCUGUUAGUUGUCGUGUUGUUAGCCAGCAGUGCAGCAACAAGCUAGCUCCAUGUUGAUUGGCUCAUGACAGUCUUAUUUACCCGCUUGUAGCUUAUUUCUGACACAUGCAUGUCCACCGAUGUGUUUACAGACAGCUCCUCUAUGUGUGUGUAGUGUUUAUUCCUCCUGCAGGAGUCCGUGUGUUCAUCAAAAUUAGCCUUCAUGGUGGAAUUCCUUCAUUCGUACACCUGGGCCCCUUGUGUUUAUAGACCUAGGUGUGUAAGCUGCUUCUUCUCGCCAGUAAAAGUCGCAAACUGGUUUUCUGGGUCAGUCCACAUGUUUCACUGGGUCUGGUGCUGUUGAGCUGGAGACGUGAGUUGUGCAGCAGUUGUUUGUUGUGUUGGAGUAGAGACGUUGUGUCGUUGUGCGUCUGUUGAAAGAUCCACUCCAGGAGCGAUGGUUCGCUUGUGCGCGUUCCCGACUUGUGGCAACAAGAUGUCGCGGUCCAGUGCGCGCAGCUUCCACCGGCUGCCGCUGCGUGACGCGGGGACGCGGAGGUUGUGGCUGGAGGCGCUGGAGAUGGAUGCACACACCCCGGUGGAGGCGCUGCGUACCGCCGACCACCGGGUCUGCAGUGACCAUUUUGCCAGCGACGACUACAGCGAACCCAAGAGGAAGAGAAAAGCUCCACCGAAGCAUGUUUUCAUCAGGAGAACCGCGGUGCCGAGGGCGGGGAGACCUGCUGCACGCACAGCGGAGGUCAUGCUGCUGAUGGCUGAGGUGUGGACCUGGACACAGUCACAUCACACACAGGAGCAAGGCAGGAGAUCAGUAAACAUGCUCUUUAGACAAGUAGUAGAGAUGCUCUGAAAGAAAACUCGGAUACUCAGGAAAAAUCUAUGUCUGGAUUCAAUAACGUGUGUUUAAAUCCAUUAGUUUCACCCAGUUGGUAGAAAUCCAGUUG
Platichthys flesus (European flounder) is the source of this 1216-nucleotide messenger RNA. RefSeq names its product peroxynitrite isomerase THAP4-like. Lineage: Eukaryota; Metazoa; Chordata; Actinopteri; Pleuronectiformes; Pleuronectidae. The transcript has a single exon. Gene Ontology annotation, molecular function: sequence-specific DNA binding. The record is from RefSeq and is a predicted model, not a curated record. The coding region runs from base 709 to 1122 and encodes 137 amino acids.